AUGGAUGCUUCACUUACAUGGACAGAUUUUAAAUCAAUGAAAUUUACAUCCCAGGUACUCAAUGAAACAUUUAGGAUGGCCAACAUUUCCCUAGGGAUUUUAAGGAGGGUGAUCAAAGACAUCCAUAUAAACGGAUAUGUAAUCCCAAAAGGAUGGACCCUUAUGGUUGUUGCUACAGCUAUUCACAUGAACCCAAAAAAGUUUGAUGACCCCUAUACAUUUAAUCCAUGGAGAUGGAGUAACAUUGGGCCAAAUUUAUCAGCAAAAGAUUUUGUGCCAUUUGGUGGUGGGAUGAGGAGUUGUGUGGGAGCUGAGUUCACCAAGGCGUUGAUGUCUGUAUUUUUGCAUGUCUUGGUCACAAAGUUCAGUUCGACAAAAGUAGAAGGAAAUGCACCACCGGGGGAAGGUUUUCACGUUAAAAUUACAGCAACUUAA
Molecule: messenger RNA, 435 nt
Organism: Papaver somniferum (opium poppy)
Lineage: Eukaryota; Viridiplantae; Streptophyta; Magnoliopsida; Ranunculales; Papaveraceae
Product: cytochrome P450 87A3-like
Exons: 5
Coding region: 1-435 (144 amino acids)
Biological process (GO): sterol metabolic process
Molecular function (GO): monooxygenase activity; iron ion binding; oxidoreductase activity, acting on paired donors, with incorporation or reduction of molecular oxygen
Source: RefSeq, a predicted model, not a curated record